AUGGCAAGACUCAAUAUCCUCACAUCCUUUAUAACAAUUUUGAUAAUUUCUAGUGCAAUUCCUUCCCUUUGCAAAUCCCAUCAUCAUAAAAAACACCCUCCACCAACAAUUCCACCUUCACAAAAAGAAGAUAAUGCACAUGAAAAUUACAUAAAUAGUUUACCAAAAAAGUUGGUAGAAUAUUUAGAGAAUUGUACCAAGUAUUUGCCUAGUAAAUGUGGUAUAAAAGUUCUAAAUGCCACACUUAAUGGCAAGGAAGAUAUUGACAAGAAAUGUUGUCAUAAUCUUGUUGGAAUGGGACUUAAGUGUCACAAAACUUUGACAAAAGUUUAUAUUGGUUUGCCUGAAGUUAAAGAUAAGGUUAAUUCUAAGGCUGUUAAGUCCAAUGUUAGCAAAGUUUUCAAGAAGUGUGUUGUUCUUGACAAGAAGAAGAAGGAGGAGGAGAAGGAGGAAAAUCAUUUUACCUUUUCACCUCCAAUAUUGCCAUAA
This is a messenger RNA of Solanum dulcamara, 489 nucleotides long. RefSeq names its product protein DOWN-REGULATED IN DIF1 11-like. The record is from RefSeq and is a predicted model, not a curated record. Bases 1 to 489 code for a protein of 162 amino acids. The transcript has a single exon. NCBI's taxonomy places the organism in Eukaryota, Viridiplantae, Streptophyta, Magnoliopsida, Solanales, Solanaceae.